AUGUUCUUCGUGUCAAAACUCUUCCUAACUAGUUUGCUGGUUUGCCUUGCCCAUGCGUAUCCCGAGAUAACCAGUCCGGCUGCCGGAACCUCGUUGCCUGGUGGUGUCGCGUUUACUAUUACUUGGAUCGAUUCCGGAGACGCACCAGCCCUAGCAGACCUAACUUCGUAUCAAAUUUUCUUAUAUACAGGCUCGAAUUCAAAUCCUCAGCAGAUAUACGAAAUUGGUCAAGGCGCUUUCAGUGCCGGUAACUCUAUAACAGCCAAUGUCCCAGUUACGAUAGGAGGGUCUACAGAGAACGCAUACUUUCUCAGUCUAGUAUCUACGGCGGCUGCAGGAAAAACUAUAACAAGCUUUUCUAGUCGAUUCACUCUCACUGGAAUGACUGGUACAUUUUCGCCCACAGUCAUUAGCGAACUUUCAAAGAUUUCAGGUGCAACAGGACCACCUGUUGUAAACAACAUAGCUGCACCUGCAGCCGUCGCUGAUGUUGCGGGAGCUCCGUUGGAGGAAGGAGAAUGGGCUAUUCCUUAUAAUCUUCAGACUGGUCUCACAAAAUAUGCACCCAUGCAGCCCAUCCCGCCCACUGCUAUAACUGCCACAAACAUAAAACCGCUCUGGCCAACUUCCUCUGUUGAACUUGCAUCAACAUAUUUACCAACUCCGAUCCAAGUAACUACACUCACCCAAUCCCAAACUUUCAGCGCAAAUAGUCAUGCGAAUACGGGAGCUGCAGCAUCUAAUCCUGCUGAUGAUAUGCAAAGGUUUCUAAACCGGUGGAAAGAUUAA
Blumeria graminis f. sp. triticale is the source of this 789-nucleotide messenger RNA. The record is from the annotation of a GenBank genome assembly. Lineage: Eukaryota; Fungi; Ascomycota; Leotiomycetes; Helotiales; Erysiphaceae.